AAGGCGGCAAUCCUUCUCAAGCUGAUCAGCGUCGCACGACCGACCGACGAGCCGCUCGGAAGCAGGCAGGCGGGAACGCUCGCCUGCACAUUUGCUCGUUUUUGCGGGACGUUCGUAGAAAAGAUACAAAACGGUGUAGACACAACGGGAGCCGCGUCUUGGUUGCGGCGCGCCGAUGAAGCUCUUCCGCUGACUGCGUGUGGACAGCGCAUACGCGAUGGUGCCGAGUCGUGUUUGGAUCUGAUGGUUUGGAGGGCAAACUUAAACGGAUUAACCUCGGCCGCCCAACACGGCAGGUCCUCUGGGCCAAGUCCAAUCACCUGGCUGGACGGGGCCCAAACGUUUGUUCCGGCCACAGCGGAAGGAUGUCUCAAGAUCUGCGUUAAGCUCGGCGCCACGCCGGAUGUGCGUUGGUGCAAUGGUCGAGGUCCUGCUUUGACUCUUCCUGAGCAGACGACGUUCUGUGACUGUCAUCACGUUUACCGGUGUCACGCUUCACCCAGACAUCUUCAAAUCCAAAUGAUCUAUGGUGUUGUUUCCCGCAAAGAUGAAGCAUCGCGGGACCUCGAGGGCAGCGGUCAAGGAGUCAUUUGGAGCAAAAUCCGACAUGGCCAGAGACAUCGCUCAUCCGGGCUUGGAGACCGCCAGCACAUCCGUCGUCAUCCUCGCUUUGCGCUCGCUAGUCGUCUGCUACUUCCUGUCCCGCUCUGAAGCUUCGGCGAGCUCGCUCGGCCCGGAGCACGACUACAGCGCCGCCCCCAAAUUUGUUUGCAUUCCCAUUCCUCCAGACGCAGACCCCAGCUGCUACUCCCCACCCAGCGCCCCCCACGGGCCCGGUGCCCCCCACGGGCCCGGCGUCUCCCACGGGCCCAGCGCCAACAGCCACAACGGCAGAGUUCUGAUCUCAGAUGAAGCCAAAGCCACCAUCCUCCACCUCCGUGAGAGUCUGGUCAGGCAGAAGGAGACCAUCCUCGACCAGCGCGAGACCAUCAGAGAGCUUACGGCAAAGCUCACCUUGUGCGAGGGCUUUGGUGGCCACCACAGCAAUGGCCACCGCAGCAAACAUCACGACAAUCACCACGUCAACCAUCACGAUGACCACCAGGAAAGUCACCACGUCAACCAUCACGACAAUCACCACGUCAACCAUCACGAUGACCAUCACGAUGACCAUCACGACAAUCACCACGAUGGCCAUCAAGGAAGUCACCACGACAACCAUCCCGAUGGCCACGCUUCGCACCACGGCUUUUAUCAUAGCAGCGAUCAUCGCUUCUCCCAUGGGAGCCACGGCUCGGAGCCCCAUCACUGGGAUUCGCGUGGCAAACACGACUCCUUCUCGCCGGAGCAGACUGGCAAGACCCUCCAGACGUUGAAGGAGCGUCUGGAGAACCUGCAGGCGAGGAAUUCAUCCAGCUCCUACUCCAGCUCCUUGAGAGAACUCCUCCAGCGCAAGAUCAACGCUCUGGAGGAGCAGCUGCGCAGCUACUACAGGGACCACCACGACGACCACCACGAUGACCACCACGACGACCACCACGACGACCACCACGAUGACCACCACGAUGACCUCAACCACGAUAACCACCACGCCGAUCAUCACGAUGACCGCCACGGAAACAGUCGCCACGAUGACCACCAUAGCGGUCACCAUGGGAGCCGCCACUACGACCACCACGGCGAACACCACACUCGCCAUCAUGACCCUCACUACGACUGGCACGGCGAUAGGCGCCAUUCCGUUCGCUACGCUAACCAUCGCGGCGACCACCACGGUGACCACCAUAGCGACCACCACGGCGAUCACCACGGUGACCACCACGACGACCACCACGAUGACUACCAUCACGUUCCUCGACGACUUCCUUUUAGCAGCAAAGAGACAAGCGCACGUCAUGGCGAACACAGCAAACUGGAAUCCGUCCUCAGCCAGUUACACCACGGCCACUCGGAGCACGGAGGCCACAAGAAGCUCAAGAGCGCCGGUGCCUUCCUGCUGGACUUUCCCAUGAGGACCAACUACCUGUACGCCAGGAUGAAGCACUCGCCGGCGAGCGAGCUCUUUGCCCUAAGCGUUUGCCUGCGCCUAAAGGCGGGCACCGGCGCCGGGCCCGGGGUGGGCACGCCCUUCUCCUACGCCGUGCCGGGCCAGGCCAACGAGCUGGUGCUAAUCGAGUGGGGUGCCGAUCCCAUGGAGCUGCUGCUAAACGACCAGGCGGUGACUCUGCCCAUCACGGUGGCUGACGGCAAAUGGCACCACGUGUGCGUGACGUGGGCCACGCGGGACGGCGUCUGGGAGGUGUACCAGGAUGGGACCAGGAAAGGAUCGGGUCAGAACCUGGCAGCCUGGCACGCUGUCAAACCAGGAGGGAUGUUUCUUCUUGGACAAGAGCAGGACACCAUGGGCGGCCGCUUUGACGUGACGCAGUCAUUCGCCGGCCAACUGUCGGACGUGCACGUGUGGUCGCGCGUGCUGACUCCGUCCGAGAUCUACGCGCAGGCGUCGUGCGGGGCCCACCUACUGGGCGACGUGGCGUCUUGGGAGCAGGAGGGCCUGGAGCUCCACGGCGGCCUGGCCGAGUUGCCCUUUGACCCCUGCCACUGAGGUCCGCCGCUCGACUAUGUCCCAUGUUGAAGCGCGGCCGCCGCAUUUUCUUGUUUCACCUUUUCACGCCAAAGACUCGGGGCUGAUGAAUUUGAGCGUCGCUUCAAAGCGUAACUUGCCACCUAAACUCGAAAGGCUAAAUUGCUAACAUGAAUGGCUGACAUCCGUCUCAUUGCAGACUUUUGCACGGUGACGUCGGAGCCGCGUUUCAUAAAUGGAGAUGGUGGCGUUUUCAACGCAACUGUCUCAAGAUUCCGCAUAAUUGGAUGAGGUGAUUGCGUAAGCGGCACGUGAGACGUCCGGUCAACGCUCGCCACCCCAACGUGUCACCGCGCUAAUGGCCGACAUACCCUCGCCCACGUGUAGCUUACACCGGCAUGAUCCUUCCUAAUUCUCGGCUCUCGCGCAGUCAGUCGAGGUGAUGGCAUUUGUUAACUGGAUUUAGCGGCACUUUAUUUUUUUUUAAGGUUUUGUAUGAUUACCAAAACACUGAGUGGACAAAAUGUCAUUUUUGAUGAAUGUGAGAAUUUUGUGAUCGAUUUUGUUUUUUGUUCUCAACAAAAGCUCUCCAAACUUCCACCCUUCAAAGCACUAAUCCUGUCAUAAUCAAAUAAUCUUGUUUCAACAUGGUUUCUGCCACAAGAUGGCGCCAAAAUAAUAAAGGAGGUAGGUUCCAUU
Molecule: messenger RNA, 3283 nt
Organism: Syngnathus acus (greater pipefish)
Lineage: Eukaryota; Metazoa; Chordata; Actinopteri; Syngnathiformes; Syngnathidae
Exons: 6
Coding region: 527-2605 (692 amino acids)
Source: RefSeq, a predicted model, not a curated record